This is a messenger RNA of Alternaria rosae, 1300 nucleotides long. RefSeq names its product soluble epoxide hydrolase. Gene Ontology annotation, molecular function: hydrolase activity. NCBI's taxonomy places the organism in Eukaryota, Fungi, Ascomycota, Dothideomycetes, Pleosporales, Pleosporaceae. Bases 329 to 1252 code for a protein of 307 amino acids. The record is from RefSeq and is a predicted model, not a curated record. The transcript has a single exon.
UGGGUUUCAAAAGGAAUUAGUCUCAAGACUACCUAUCACCACAAGGACAAUGCCCGAAAUGCUACGACGCUGCGAUGCAGAGAAGAGGAUUACGAGUCAAGAAGCGUCCUCUUUUCUCAGAAAGAAUUUAUCGCUUUGGUAAGGAAAAAAGUACUGAUUCUAUCAACAACACGAGGCUGUAUGCUUCCGAGCUUGGCAUGACGCUGUGGGAGCGUCAUGCCUUACAAAUCAAUUCACGGCCUCCCAUGAGAAUAUACACCCUAACGCACAUAUAUAUUCCUUCUACAACUCCUACUGGACCCGGGUCUCUAUCGAUCAUCAAUCUAUCAUGGCCUUCCCGCAACCCACAGCCAUCGACAGCUCGCGCUGGCGUCAACGAAUCGCGUCAAUAACCACAACAUCCAACGAACAAAUCCGUCUAAACUACAUCGAAUGCACCCCGUCAUCUUCGUCUCGACCAAAAGGCGUCAUACUGCUCAUCCACGGCUUCCCACAAACCUCAUACCAGUUCCGGCAUGUCAUUACGCCGCUAUCAGAUGCAGGCUAUCACGUUAUUGCGCCCGAUUACCGUGGCGCAGGACAAUCCUCCAAACCAUUGACGGGAUACCAAAAGACGCAGAUGGCGGAGGACCUGCAAAUCUUGGUCCAAUCGCACUUCGGUAUCAAGGACAAGAUUCAUGUUGUAGGACAUGACAUCGGUGGCAUGAUUGCGUUCGCGUAUGCAUCGCGUUACCCCAACGAUGUAGCUAGCGUUAUCUGGGGUGAAUGUCCACUACCUGGUACGUCAUGCUAUGAGAACGUGAAAGGCACACCGGACGUCUUCCACUUCGUCUUUCACCAAGUACCCGAUCUACCGGAGUUCUUAAUCGCAGGCAAAGAGCGAGAAUACCUCAAGCAUUUCUUCGACAAGAUUUCGUAUAAUAGCGCGUCUAUUUCGCCCGCAGAUCUUGAGCAUUAUGCGCUUGCAUACUCGCAGCCUGGUGCAAUCAGAGCGGGUUUGGAGGUUUAUCGCGCGUUUGAGAAGGACGCUGAGGAGAAUAGGGAAUGGGUCGGUCAACAUGGGAAAGUGAAGGUACCGUCAUUGCUCAUGAAUGGGGAGAAGUUCAUGCUGGCACAGUCUGCGGAGGGUAUGGCGAAGGAGUACCAUGAAAGAGCUGAGAUGGUGACAAUCGGGGAGGCGGCGCAUUAUAUCGCUGAAGAGAACCCCGAGGCAUUCGUGAAGGGUGUGUUAGAGUUUGUUUCUAAGCACUGAGCUUCCCCAAGUCAUAGACCGCGAGACCUGAAUACUUCUUCAAGCGUC